This is a messenger RNA of Aspergillus terreus NIH2624, 1971 nucleotides long. Its product is annotated as alpha-N-arabinofuranosidase A precursor. The coding region runs from base 1 to 1971 and encodes 656 amino acids. Gene Ontology annotation, molecular function: alpha-L-arabinofuranosidase activity. The transcript has 9 exons. Gene Ontology annotation, biological process: L-arabinose metabolic process. The record is from RefSeq and is a predicted model, not a curated record. NCBI's taxonomy places the organism in Eukaryota, Fungi, Ascomycota, Eurotiomycetes, Eurotiales, Aspergillaceae.
AUGUGGGCGUGUCUUCUUGCCAGGCUCAUUCUCGGAGUUCUCACCCUGUCUGGGUUGACAUGGGCGCGAGCGGACCCAGGGUCAUCGACGAGGGAGGAUGUCGAGAAGAAAAAUAAUAGUGCGCCGAUUACCUUGACGGUUGCAAAGGAGGGCGGAAACCAGUCCAGUUCCCUCCUGUGGGGGAUCAUGUUUGAGGAAAUGGAUCAAUCGGGUAUGAUCCCUCAACCACCACCACCACCUCUCUCCUCCCAAUGUAAAAUUGCUGAAAACGCGCAGGAGAUGGCGGGAUUCACGGUCAACUACUGCGGAACAACGGACAACCUCAAUCCGGUCAGCCAUGCCAUCACCUCCUCGCUCCAAGUGCAGGUGAUGCCGUGGGAGUCAAAGCUGGUGGGGUUCUCCAACUCGGGCUAUAAUGGGAUCCCUGUGAUGAACGACACGUAUCGAUGUGAAUUCUGGAUGAAGGGUGUUUAUUCGGGGCCCAUCACCCUGCAGCUCGUCGGGUCAGCCAGUGGGAUCGUUUAUGCCAAUCACAACAUCACAGUGAACAGUACGUUUGGGGAAUUCACUCGCUACGAAACCUUCUUCAACUCGACUGCUUCUCCGGACGGCAAUAAUGAGUGGCGUCUGCUGUUUGAUGGUUCAAGAGUGGACGGGGGAUCGCUCAACUUUGGGCUACCGCAGCUAUUCCCACCCACCUAUCAUUCAAGGGUGAAUGGUCUACGUAAAGACUUGGCGACUACACUGGAACAAAUCAAGCCGUCCUUUCUCCGGUUUCCCGGUGGAAAUAACAUAGAGGGAAUCCAAAUCGACAACAGAUGGAUCUGGAACCAGACCAUUGGGCCAGUCGUUGAACGUCCUGGAAGACAGAUACUAACAAUCCAGGUGAUUGGCAUUAUCCAAACACGGACGCUCUCGGUGAGUCUAGCCUUGGACAGUGAGCAGGAUCAGGCACUGACAUGUGCAGGACUCGAUGAAUACCUCUGGUGGUGUGAGGACAUGGGAAUGGCCCCUGUUCUAGCCGUGUGGGAUGGCAAAUCGUAUGGAGGAAUCCUUUCUGGUUCCGAUCUACAGCCUUUCCUCGACGAUAUCAUGAACGAGAUGGAGUACCUCUUUGGUCCUCCCAACAGCACCUACGGCAGCAUGAGGGCAAAGAACGGUCGCAAAGAGCCCUGGUUGGUAGAGUAUAUCGAGAUUGGCAACGAGGAUGAUUUCACCGGCGGAUGUCCAACAUACCCCGAUCGCUUUACUCAGGUCUAUGAUGCUAUUCACGAGAAAUAUCCCAACGUCACUCUGAUCGCAUCUACCAAUGAUUUCGAUUGUUUGCCGGAGUCUCCCCCGGACGGAAUCAUGUACGAUUUCCACUACUACCGCAAGCCGGACGAUCUGGUUGCGAUGUUCAAUUACUGGGAUAACCAGCCACGCUCCCAGCCCAUCAUGGUCGGUGAGUUUGGUUGUCGCAAUACCAGCGACGCCCACGGAGUCUACUGGUCUUCCAUGAAAAUGAGCUGUAGUGAGGCCGCACAUAUGAUCGGUUUGGAACGAAACAGUGAUGUGGUGAAGAUGGCGGCGUAUGCGCCGUUAUUGCAGCAUUUUGGCUAUACACAGUGGUCGCCAACGCUCUAUGGGUUCGACUCGAGCCCGGGGUCGAUAACCCCCUCUACCUCAUACUACGUCCAGCAGAUGUUUUCAACCAACCGAGGGUCUACGAUUCUCCCCGUCAACUCGACCGCAGGCUUUGGACCGCUGUACUGGGUUGCCUCCCACACAAACGACACAUACUACACCGUCUAUGUGGAGGUGCCAGACACGAAGUCUGGCAAACUGGAGACGCUUUCGGGUCCGAGAGACGACUACAACAUUCCUCAUAAUGUGACCAUCAAGCCGGUCACCAAGAACGUGACCGUAUCUCAUGGGAACUAUACCAUCGAGAUGACCCCAUGGUCUGUUGCGGUACUGGUGGUCUCGUGA